AUGACACAAUUAAGACGCAGUGCAAGAGUUGCCUCAAAAAAACCAGAAAGUGAAACUAAAAUUGAAUCCUUAAAGACUUCAAAAGUAACGAAACCAAAGAAGGAAGUUAAAAAAAAGGAUCUCAAAGAAGUUUCAGCCACCGAAUCAAAGGAAUUGGAAGUCGGUGAUGAAAUCCCAGAUAUUACUUUGCUAAAUCAAGAUGAAGAAUCAAUCUCAUUGAAAGGUGCUGCUUCUAAAAACAAAAUUAUUUUGAUUUUUGCUUAUCCAAAAGCUAGUACUCCAGGUUGUACAAGACAAGCAUGUGGGUUCCGUAAUAAUUUCAAUGAUUUAAAAGAAAAAGCAUUGAUCUUAGGUCUAAGUGCUGAUUCCCCAAAAGCUCAAAAAAAUUUCCAAUCGAAACAAGGUUUACAAUAUGAUUUAUUGAGUGACCCAAAAAAGGAAUUGAUUGGUGUUUUAGGUGCAAAGAAAUCACCAUCAGGUAUUAAAAGAUCACAUUGGAUUUUCAAAGAUGGUAAAUUAGCCGUCAAAAGGGUUCAAAUUAGUCCUGAAGUCAGUAUUGAAGAUGGUGAAAAAGAAGUUAUUGAGUUGUCAAAGUGA
Messenger RNA from Hansenula anomala, 597 nucleotides. RefSeq names its product thioredoxin peroxidase DOT5 (gene DOT5). The transcript has a single exon. Lineage: Eukaryota; Fungi; Ascomycota; Saccharomycetes; Phaffomycetales; Wickerhamomycetaceae. Gene Ontology annotation, biological process: cellular response to oxidative stress; cell redox homeostasis. Gene Ontology annotation, cellular component: cytoplasm. The record is from RefSeq and is a predicted model, not a curated record. Gene Ontology annotation, molecular function: thioredoxin peroxidase activity. Bases 1 to 597 code for a protein of 198 amino acids.